AUGUCCAGCGCCAAUUACAACUCCCAAAAUGGGGGAUCCGGGCCGCCCUACUCUAAUGGUCCGGUUCAGAACCCUUUGAUAUAUCCACCUGUUGGACAGAGUUACAGUCCAGGACUUCCUGGCUCCUAUCCACAGCAGAUGCCAGCGAAAGCACCUCCACAAGCAGUUGCCGGACUAUACAAUUAUGGUGGUCCUCAGACUAUUCCUCAGUCUGCUCCACUGCCAGGAAAUUAUCAGGGAUCUGGACAAACUGUUAGUAGACCACCUAUGGGACCUUCUUCUGUGGCACCUCCCCUAAAUACUUCAUCUGCAUCCAGAAUGCCACCUCCACUUCAGAACUCAUAUGGAUCUCCCGCAACCGUUGGUGGCAGUGUUUCUCAUGCAACACAAUCGACACACUCAAACUGGCAGUAUUUUCCAACACCAAUAAGUCAUGCACAAUCUCUGGCCAAUCAUGCACCAUCCACAACGGGAAUGUCGCCGGGGCCACUGCCAAUGGUGGGCAAUUCACAGCCUCCAACUACCCAGCAGUAUAGACCUCCCUUUGGAGGGACCCCCACUUCAAAACAGUUUUAUGAGCCCAGGUCCUACUUCGCCACCAAUGAGCCAGUCUGAGCCAGUCCGGCCAAAUUUAGGGCCUCCUCCCACAUCAUCCCCUUCUUUGACAAGACUCUCGGUACCACCCACUGGUCCACCUGUCAGCACUGCACCUGUGCCUCCUGUGGGUCCCCCUCCUCAACCCUCAACCAGCGAUAACACUUCAGUUCAAAACAGCUACGAUACCAUAGAAGGUGGUGGAUUCAUGGGAAUGGUUCAUCCAGCUCAGCUCCCUCCACCUCCUCAGAAUCCUAAAAUCAGUAGGAAUGCAUACCCAACACUACCUCCAGGGUACCAGAAUGCUUUUCCACCAGGAGGUCCAACUUUAACAACUGCUACUCAGCGAUAUCCUACUCCACCGCAGCCACUGCCUCAGCCUACUAUGGGGAUGAAUAAUUUGGUAUCAUCGGUGGGAGGUCUGAGUCUUCAUCAAGCACAGCAAUUGGAUGAACUACGAGCUGUGAACCUUCUUCAGGAAAGGAACAUAUUGCCACCAGCACCAGUAAAGGCUCCUACACCCUGUCUACAGGAAGAUAUUCGGAAACUCAAUUGUAGUCCAGAGUUAUUUCGCUGUACCUUGACCAACAUCCCUCAAACUCAGGCUCUGCUGAACAAAGCCAAGCUUCCACUGGGGCUCCUGCUUCACCCGUUCAAAGAUUUGUCGCAACUUCCUGUUGUAACAUCCAGUACUAUAGUCAGAUGCCGCUCUUGCCGUACAUACAUCAACCCUUUUGUAACCUUCUUGGACCAAAGGCGAUGGAAAUGUAACUUGUGCUACAGAGUAAACGAUGUGCCCGAAGAAUUCAUGUACAAUCCUGUAACAAGAGCUUAUGGAGAACCACACAAAAGACCAGAGGUCCAGAAUGCCACUAUUGAAUUUAUGGCACCAUCAGAAUAUAUGCUUCGUCCUCCUCAGCCUCCAGUAUAUCUGUUCAUGUUUGAUGUGUCCCACAAUGCGAUAGAGACUGGAUAUUUGAACACUGUAUGUCAGACCUUGCUUGACAAUCUGGAAUGGCUUCCAGGCAACACACGGACAAAAAUAGCUUUUAUCACGUAUGACAGCACA
Staurois parvus is the source of this 1663-nucleotide messenger RNA. Lineage: Eukaryota; Metazoa; Chordata; Amphibia; Anura; Ranidae. The record is from the annotation of a GenBank genome assembly.